AUGCGUUUGCAAAAGAACAUGUCUUCUUACGUUGAGAGUGACCAUUGGACAGCUAUCCUCGAAGAGAUUCACGACUUGAAAGACAUGGCAGACGAAGAAGCUACGUAUGUCUAUGAUUCGGUAGAAGAGGAGACCCAAAGACUACCCGGAGCCGACUUGUUCUUCCUACACACUUAUCCCGCCACUAAGAUGGAGCUCAUAGCUGCUUUGCCUCCUCGACAUGUUGUCGACAGCAUUAUAGCUCAAUAUUUCAAGACAGCUGACAUGCCCAUUACUCUCAUUAUCCAUCGUCGUGUCUUCUUUAAGCAGUACGAAAGCUUCUGGCAAGAUCCGCUCAAUACGCCUACCAUGUGGAUGACCAUACUCUACGGCAUGAUGUUUAUAGUGGCAUACGGUACACUGAACAUCAAUGCUGGAGGCAACCCAGUCGACGAAGGCACUCUACCGGAGUAUCAGAACAUCGUCCUGACAGCUCGAGAAAAAAUGAUUCAGUGUCUGAGACUAGGUAACUACAUGAAGGGAACGCCUCAUACCAUCGAAGCGUUGCUCACUUUACUCCAAACUGAGUACAUUCAGGGAGAAGAGGCACAGCACGGAUGCUGGCAGUUGAUUGGGACCAUCAUUCGCGUCGCACUCAAGAUGGGCUAUCACCGAGAUGGAUCACACUUUCCAGAAAUAUCACCCUUUGAAGCGGAGAUGCGUCGACGUACUUGGUAUAUGCUGAUACAAUUCGACAUUGCCUCUGCGUCCCAAGUCGGACUGCCACGAACUAUCAAAGAAGCGCAGUGUGACGCUGCUGAGCCCCACAACCUGCUCGAUGAUGACUUCGACGACACUAUUACCGUACUGCCGCCAGCAAGGCCAUUCAAUGAACACACACUGUCGCAAUUUCUGAUCUAUAAAAGCAGAGUAGUCACCGUCUACGGUAUGAUUUGCGACUUCACAACCUCAUCUAAGCAGCGCGACUACGACGAAGUAACCAGACUAGACAAACUACUCCGCACGGCAUACACGCAAAAGCCUCCUGUUCUCGAGAUCAAGCCGCUCCACCGUUCUAUCAUGGAUGGCACAGAACUAAUCACGCGACGUCUAUACAUCGCAAUGAGUUUCUACCAUGCACAAAUGACACUGCAUCGCAAGUUCAUGAUCCUCGCGAAAAACAACAGCAAAUAUAGCGCGUCACAUACAACUUGCCUGGAGGCAGCUUUCGCAGCAUUGCAGCUCCAAACCGAGCUGUUUGAGCAUACUCAGACGGGACGUAUGCUUUAUUCUGACCGCUGGAGGAUACUUUACUUGAUUCAAUCGGAGUUCUUGCUCGCGACUAUCAUCCUUUGCUAUAAUCUUGAUGACGACGUCACGAAUGCGCGACGUAUCAAAUUCUCGCUCUCUACGUCUCAACUGAUCGAGAAGAUUGUUGUCGCGCUAAAUUCCGCGCAAGAUAUCUGGAGGAAGCAGCAGGACUUUUCGAAGGAGGCGCAGACGGCAGUAAAAGCUAUAGACAUUGUCCUCUCUAAAGCACAUCAUAAGACGGUCAUUGGUCCAAGCGCCACCCCUGUCUGGACUUCUCCCCAAGCCAAACCCGCAAAUGUUACCGAAUCGAAAGAAACAGGCAUCACUGCUUCCAUGCCGGCGAUCGCCGAACCGAUGCCUCAAAGUCUUCCCAGCUCCAACUUGAGGCAAUCGGCAUCCCAGGUCAACCCUUCUCAGACUAUAUUGUCAACCCAAGAGGCGGAUCUUACCGAAGGUCCUUGGAAUGAGUUCUUUGAUUUCGAUCAAUCAUGGGACAUCUGGAUGCAGCUCUAG
Didymosphaeria variabile is the source of this 1803-nucleotide messenger RNA. RefSeq lists its product as uncharacterized. The record is from RefSeq and is a predicted model, not a curated record. Gene Ontology annotation, cellular component: nucleus. Gene Ontology annotation, molecular function: zinc ion binding; DNA binding. Lineage: Eukaryota; Fungi; Ascomycota; Dothideomycetes; Pleosporales; Didymosphaeriaceae. Gene Ontology annotation, biological process: DNA-templated transcription. The transcript has a single exon. The coding region runs from base 1 to 1803 and encodes 600 amino acids.